Phytophthora sojae is the source of this 1692-nucleotide messenger RNA. RefSeq lists its product as hypothetical. The coding region runs from base 1 to 1692 and encodes 563 amino acids. The record is from RefSeq and is a predicted model, not a curated record. Lineage: Eukaryota; Oomycota; Peronosporomycetes; Peronosporales; Peronosporaceae. Gene Ontology annotation, biological process: DNA integration; DNA recombination. Gene Ontology annotation, molecular function: DNA binding. The transcript has 2 exons.
AUGGGGUUAGAGGAACUAGAGCCUGGUAACACCAAACGAGCAAAGGCAACUGCCGUAGCCGCGUUUCAAAAGUUUCUGAAGUCUGAGGAUGUAGGUGAUGAAUAUGUGCACGCUGCCUUACUCUGCCUGCUGUGGUACCUGUUUGGCCGCGCUUCCGACCUCGCGCUUCUACGCAAGCAGAACGUGUCGAUAGACGCUGGUGAGGUGCUCUUCGUUCGCUUCAUACGCAUGAAGACUUCCGAAGAGCAGGGCCUCUCGCUGUUCCCGGACCCCGAUUUCGCCACCUGCCUGCUGCUGGCCAUGGCCCUGGCAAUCAUCACGCAGACAGCACCGUCACCCGAUGUCAUCAACAACUUGCCAGAGCGGCCAAGUCAGGUUGCCGUAGAACUGUCGCCAGACGUGCCGCUUUUGGAGAUGCUGGACCACCCGAUAACGACACUUGGACUUGCCGCGCCGACUUCCGCGGGCUUGGACACGACCCCGACCAUCUACACCCACGUCAACCGCGUCCUCGACCGCAUCUCCAAACCUGCCGGCGUUGUCGCGGUCCUGACAUCGCACUCGUUUCGGCGGGGCGGGGCUCAGCACGCGAACGCCUCCGGAAGCUUGACAGCUCGCUGGAUCUUCGACCGCGGCGCCUGGAACAUGACGACAACCAACAAGGGAUUCAACUACAUCUUCAAUACGAGUGAGCAAGACCACAAGAUACUCAGCGGUCGGGAUGCGGAGGCGAAGGUACCAAUCCAGCAGCUCAAGGCGUUCGACUCUCAGACACGGACGAAGAUCGACGCGGCUCAGCGGCUUCUGUUCGCGGCCUGUCAAGACCUGGAGACGGCAAGGUACAAUGUCAAUCAGCCCGUCCUGGAUGUACUUACCGCUUGUGUGCUUCGACACUACCUGGUACCGAAGGAGCUCAACCCAGAAGCUGCUGCGAUCAAGCGUAUCGAAGCUUGCGUUGUCCACGGCGGCAGCUCCAUCGCAGACCUCCUCGCCUGGUCGACUCACUUAGCGUCCGCGCCCGCAAACUGCAACAAGAAAGCCAGCACCACAGAGCAACCACCAACCCAGCCCAGCAAACCGAUAGAAGAUACCGAAGCCCAGAAGAUCAUUCGACACCAAGCCGCUGUCAUUAACCACUUUAUCGAGCACUCGCAACGCCAAGACGCACGCAUGGACGCGCUGGAGGCCAAGCUACACGGUGAUCCUGCGCAAGCUACAGCAAAGCGAAACAAGCCCGACAGCACAAACACAGAGGCGAGCAAGCCAAAGAAGAAGCAGCGCCGGUCGUCAGCCACUCACCUUCACGCAACGUGGUUCGCGUGGUACGCGCAGGAGCCGCGGAUGUGGCAGGCGGCCAUCUCCAAGCAGCAGAAGUCCGAUGCGAAGCUGCUGGUAGCCUUCAUGAAGCUCUUCUUGGAGGGCGGCUUCGCGCUGGACUCGACCGCACCGGACUACCGCGAUCGCGUUCUGGACUUGGGCAAGCGCGCGGAAGAAGCCAUCUUGCGUUUUCUUGCGGAGCGUGACAUCACAUCGCGUGGCUCUGGCGCUGUCCUCAAGCACUUACGCGCGCUUCAUCGCUCAGGCGAUCUCAAUGCGAAGAUCGAGCGCCAUCAGCGUCUGCUCCAGCCUCCCACAAUUCGCGAUCCUGCCCCUGGCUACACGCAAGACGUACUAGAAGUAGUGAGUCAGUAA